Molecule: messenger RNA, 1619 nt
Organism: Aspergillus heteromorphus CBS 117.55
Lineage: Eukaryota; Fungi; Ascomycota; Eurotiomycetes; Eurotiales; Aspergillaceae
Product: glutamate dehydrogenase
Exons: 4
Coding region: 61-1440 (459 amino acids)
Cellular component (GO): cytosol
Molecular function (GO): L-glutamate dehydrogenase (NADP+) activity
Source: RefSeq, a predicted model, not a curated record
CCCCCCCCCCCCCCCUCCUCCGGUUUAAAAAAAAAAGUUCUUUCCUCCUAUCUAAUCAUCAUGUCUAACCUUCCCCACGAGCCCGAGUUCGAGCAGGCCUACAAGGAGCUCGCCUCCACCCUCGAAAACAGCACCCUCUUCCAGCAGAACCCCGAAUACCGCAAGGCGCUGGCGGUGGUGUCGGUGCCGGAGCGCAUCAUCCAGUUCCGCGUGGUGUGGGAGGACGACGCCGGCAAUGUGCAGGUCAACCGGGGAUUCCGCGUGCAGUUCAACAGCGCCCUGGGCCCCUACAAGGGUGGUCUGCGCUUCCACCCCUCCGUCAACCUGUCCAUCCUGAAGUUCUUGGGUUUCGAGCAGAUUUUCAAGAAUGCGUUGACUGGGUUGAACAUGGGUGGUGGUAAGGGAGGAUCCGACUUUGACCCCAAGGGCAAGUCGGACAAUGAGAUCCGGCGGUUCUGCGUCUCGUUCAUGACGGAACUGUGCAAGCACAUUGGCGCCGACACCGACGUGCCCGCCGGCGACAUCGGCGUGACCGGCCGCGAGGUCGGCUUCCUCUUCGGCCAGUACCGCAAGAUCCGCAACCAGUGGGAGGGUGUCCUCACCGGUAAGGGUGGCAGCUGGGGUGGUUCUCUCAUCCGUCCCGAGGCCACUGGGUAUGGUGUUGUUUACUACGUCGAGCAUAUGAUCGCACACGCCACCAACGGCGCGGAGAGCUUCCAGGGCAAGCGCGUGGCGAUCUCCGGGUCGGGCAACGUGGCGCAGUACGCCGCGCUGAAGGUGAUCGAGCUGGGUGGAUCGGUGGUGUCGCUGAGCGACAGCCAGGGCUCCCUGAUCAUCAACGGUGAAGGCAGCUUCACCCCCGCCGAGAUCGAGGAGAUCGCGCAGGUCAAGGUCGAGCGGAAGCAGCUGGCCAGCAUCGUGGGCGCGGGCACCUUCAGCGACGCCAAGUUCAAGUACAUCGCCGGCGCCCGUCCGUGGGUGCACGUCGGCCAGGUGGACGUGGCGCUGCCGUCGGCCACCCAGAACGAGGUGUCGGGCGAGGAGGCGCAGGCGCUGAUCGCGGCGGGCGCCAAGUUCAUCGCCGAGGGCUCCAACAUGGGCUGCACGCAGGAGGCCAUCGACAUCUUCGAGGCGCACCGCUCGGCGAACCCCGGCGCCGCCGCCAUCUGGUACGCCCCCGGCAAGGCCGCCAACGCCGGUGGUGUCGCCGUCUCCGGCCUGGAGAUGGCCCAGAACUCGGCCCGUCUGAGCUGGACCACCGAGGAGGUCGAUGCCCGCCUGAAGGAUAUCAUGCGCGAGUGCUUCAAGAACGGCUUCGACACCGCCGUCCAGUACGCCACCCCCGCCGAGGGUGUCUUGCCUUCUCUCGUCACCGGCUCCAACAUUGCCGGCUUCACCAAGGUCGCUGCCGCUAUGAAGGACCAGGGUGAUUGGUGGUAGAUCGAUCCGACGCUGGCUGUUGCUGCUGCUUAUGGUUGAUGAUAACGUAUAGUACCUAUAUGCUUGGUUGGUUUUUUCAGCGCGACGCGAUGGAUAGAGGCGCCUUCUUGUUUCCUUCUUCUUCUUCUCGGCUUAUGCUUAGAUGAGCUUGCAUGAUGAUGAUGAAUCCUUGCUUUGUC